Messenger RNA from Peronospora farinosa, 1056 nucleotides. The record is from the annotation of a GenBank genome assembly. NCBI's taxonomy places the organism in Eukaryota, Oomycota, Peronosporomycetes, Peronosporales, Peronosporaceae.
AUGAGCCUUAAUGAAUACGACGUGAUCUUACCCGGUCUCAUGGACAUCGAGGAGACGUUACAACCUGAGAGGCCGCUACUUGUAUCCCAGGAACUUAACCAUCAGCAAUCGGAAGUCGUGGUAAGACGUAAUCAGUCCAAGUACGAUUUUGUUAAAGUACGCGUGUGGGUGGAGGACCACGUGUACGUAUUGUCACGCUAUCUGCUAUGCCGAGCUCUAGUCAGUGCCAAGAUAAAUUCGAGAGAUGCGGUGCAAAUAUCGCUGGACUUGAAGAGGACAUUGGUGGACUUGAACAUUACCGAUAUUGGCCAGGAACAAUUUGAGGACUUUUUGUACAAGACGAUGUUGGUGUUUAGUUAUGGAGAAGCGCAGAUCUCCUGUUAUAGGAUGAUGUCGAGUUUUCAUCGCAAUCGAGUCCCACUGCUUAUUAUGCUGGCGGGAACCGCUUGCAUUGGGAAAUCUACGUUGGCAACGAAAUUGGCUGAUCGCCUCAAUCUUUCCAGCGUCUUGCAGACUGAUCUUAUCUUUGAGCUCAUGUGCAAUUUUUCGGGGCAGAAGAAGACCUCUUACAUUACGACGGUUUUCCCGUCGACUGACGAUCUUAUCGCUGAAUACCAGAAGGAAUGCGAUGUGGUGCGCAAGGGUGUCAAGUCGGACAUUGAUAAGUGCCUUAAGGACGGAAAGUCGCUCAUCAUUGAAGGUUUCCACAUUGAUCCUCGUCUAUACCAGAAGACAAUUGGUGCACCUGAGAAGGAUAGCAACGCAAGUUGUUCGGGUAUCGUCGUUCCUUUCUUACUAACGCUUGACGAAGUCGACCACCGUAACUUUAUGACGAACUCUCCUGACCCGCGAUACCGCAAUGAUCAAAAUGGGAUUGGCUUUCACAACUUACAAGAUGUGCAGAAAUAUUUAGUUUGCCACAGUCUAGAGAAAAGAGUGCUUCCAUUCACCGAGAUUCGCAUUGAUCUCCACUCGUUUCAUGCCACGCUGGACCGCCUUCACGACGUGGUACUUCAACGCAUUGAGGAGGUGUUUGUGAGUAGCAAGUCCGCUUGA